AAGGGAUACUGUUCAUGCCAUAACAGAAGCUGACAACCGCAAUGUAGAACUCAGUCAUGGCAUAUAUCACAGGAGGAAACUUAACCAUUCUGAAGAGCUACAAGAUGCACUGUUAAUUAACAAUGGAAAGGAAUAUGAAUACAUAACUUUGGACAGACUUGGAACCAUUCAAGUAUUUUAAAAGUGAUGGACGGAAAAAAGAUGCCAUUGAAGUGGAGGAGUCAAUGAAUAGACUGUUGUUUGCAUCUAAGCACAACAUGUAUGUGGGGUAUACCCAUGGAGAGAAGGUUCUCUUUUUAAUGACCCCACAGUUUGAAAUUAUAUCAAGUGCUAAAUCCCUGGCUCCAAUAAUAUUAGCCAUGUACAAUGACAGCAUUAAUGAGGUCAUCACUGUGGGAGGUGGUUACUUUACGGCUUGGAGGUUUAGGUAUAAUGCCCGGUACAUACUGCCUCGGAAAAUCACAAAGUUAACAGGCUACGAGGAAGCUGAGUUCACUUGCCUUGUUCUUGAGCCAACUGCCAGUCGCUCCCAGCGAUGCUUCCUAGCUCUGGAUUCAGGGGUUGUGGAGUAUAGUGUGUAUGAUGGUCAUUUUGUGGCCCACUACAAAGACCUUCAUUCGAGGAGGAUCACAGCUCUAACCUUCUUCAACCCCCUGAAGUACCUGGUAACAGCUGCCAAAGAUGGAUGCAUUAAGGUGUGGGACAAGACUGUGUCAGUGGUGAUGGUGUUUGUGACCCACACGGACGCUGUCAACUACCUGGGUGUCCACCCCUAUGGUCCGGCCUUCAUGUCUGCCAGUUUGGACCGCACGGUGAGGGUCUGGAGCCUUGAGAGUUGUGAUGAGAUUGACCACACAGAAAUCCAAAAGCCAGUGCAAGGGCUUUGUUCUCAGCUGGCAUAUGAUACGUUUAUUACAUUCUCUGGGAAGAGUGCCGAUCUAUGGAACAUCCAGCACCUCUAUCAGAUGAACACGUCUGUAGGUUACCGUGUGUUCUCCAUGAAGCACACUCUACACCCGAUGUUUCCUAAGCGGUCAGUUCUGCUAUGUAAGGACUCCAGUGUGCGUCUUGUCAGUCCUAACUCCGGAGACGUCAUCACCACAUUGUUACAGCAUCCAAGAAAGGGACUCAUUGACGCUGCUUAUGCCGUAGCUGAAGGUACCAUGUUUGUGGUGACAGGACGUGGCAGUAUAGUUAAGUGUAAGACACACACAAAUCCUUGUACAGUGGUGGCAGAAUGGGAAUACCCCAGUGAAGAAUUCUGCAACUAUCUCCUGGUGUAUGAAUAUGUAGUGGAUGCCAUGUUGAAGGAGGAUGCCUGGAGGGCCAUGAAGAAAACGGUCGAGACACGAAGUCUUCAGGACACCACAAAGGCUAACGUGACAAACAGAAACAGAACUCUUCUGCUUGGAGGUAGAAAAGAUGGUUACAUCUGUGUCUUCAACUGGAAGACGGGCAAAGUGGAUUUUAGCGUGGAUGCUCAUGGUGCUAAGGGAGUUCUCAGUAUGAUUGCUAACUCAAAAGAAGAUCAGCUGAUCUCUGCAGGAAUGGAUAACAUAAUCAAAGUGUGGCGUUUGUACCCGUUUGCUGAGGAAGCCUUGGCUCCACUCAUGUCCUUCUACUGUGGUCACACUCCAUCACACAUGGUGAUGAUGAAAAGUGCUCUGUGUGUAGCCUUCCAUGACCACUCCAGUGCCACCUACAGUGUAGUGCUCUACAACCUGAUCACAAAGAAUCGGAGUGACCAUCAACCAAAUGACGACCACCAAGACACCAUUACGGGCCUGACCGCCUGUCACAAACUGCGACUCUUUGCCACUUCCAGCCUGGAUGGUACUGUACGUAUCUGGAGUGACAAGAACCAGCUCCUCAGAGUGCUGAGACUGGGUGUAUCUCCCCACAGCAUUGGUUUUUGUAACCAGCAAGGGGACCUCCUCCUGGGUAUAGGCCUCCAUGUCAGCAAAAUCCCGCAUACUGUCUAUCUACCAAAGAAGUACCUGCUAAAGAUGUCUUGUAUGAAGUUCCUGGGCCAGCAGGCAGAACCCCCCAUUCCUUAUGAUGAGAACCUUCUAAACCAACUUAACAAAUCUGACCUCAAACGUCUGAAAAAUGCUAGAGCUUCUUUGAAGUAUGAUGAGUACACAGACAAACUGACAUCCGAUGAAGAGAAUGAGGUGACACGAGAGGCUCGUGAAAGGGAACAGGGGUAUGCAACCCUUGAGGAGCGCGAAAAUGAACUUCGUCUUCUAAGGGAUGGAGCUAUUUCAUGCAAGAAAAAGCCAAGACGCACAGCCAGGACACAGAGGGAAGCUUUGAAACAGUUCAUGAAACUGUACCACAACAGGCCUAAAAUUCAGCUGCCUGCAGAUAAAAUUUUCCAGGGGCUACAGCAAGAAGUAACAGAGAAAGAGAUGGAAGGUUGGAUUCCGGAAAAGGAGCCAACCGGAUUCUUCCCUCCAACAUCAAUGCAGAAGACCAAACUUGAUGAGGGACGUACCAUUCCGGUAGGCCGUGGUGGAUUUGUGCCCAACUCCAUUCUGCUGCGUUUACUCUGGCCUGAUCCCCCACCGGUGAAAAUACCCGAGAAGAGAUAUCAACCCCCAGCGCUACAAUUACAACGAACUGAUGACACAGCAAAGCCUGGAGAGGAUGCAAGGUCCAUAGAAUCUUAUGGGGACGUAUCAUCAACACAACAGAAGAAACAUGACACAUCGGACAGUUGGUUUGAGGAUGAGCUGGCUGAGAGGGAGGAUGAAGAAGAGGAUAAGCCUCUUUCUCCGUCCAACCUCCUCUCCAAAUUUGAAGAGAUGUUAAAGAGAUCACCUUCACUCACGAGUGAAAACGAAGAGGUUGUCCCGGUGGCUGAGCCAGUAGAGAAGGAGGAGGUGAUAGUGAAAACAGCCCAAGCCCCAUUCACCCCCAGGGCACCUGCUUAUGACCCACCUUCUGAGAUAAACAAGCCAGAGCCUCUGCCCAAAAGAGAACCUCGUCCAAAGAGGCCCAUUGUCAAGAUAGUCUCUCAAGCUCCGCCAUUACCCGCCCAUCCCAUUUCUGCUUUGCCAGAGAGGAUACCUACCCCUCCUGCUCCCCCAACACCCCUGCCAGAAUUCAUCAUGCAAUUCAAGGGCCAGGAAUGGUUUGAGAAGUACUUCCCUAACUGUAACCCAGAUACUCUGCCUAAACCAUGGACAGUGGAUGCCUUUGCCUCAUUGCUGGGUCGGGUGAUGAAGAUAGCCAGUUACAAGCACAAGGUGGACAUAUCAGCUGCCUUGAUGACUCUGCACAGUAUGGAGGAUAUGGAGGACACGAAUGGGAUAGCUAGGUGUUACCUGUCAGCACUGAACCAUCAUAACCCACCCACAGCACUUGUACACGAGGAGAAAACCUUCAUUCUGACAUCACUGAGAGCCUUACAGACCCUGAGGGAGAAUGACCAGGGGGUGAUCAUAGAGUUGAUGAUACAGUACAUAGAUGGGGACAAGGAUAUCAGGGCCACAUCGCUGGAUGUCUUGUUAAGGAUGGGUGUUGCUGAUCCACAUGGUUACUUGGCACAGGAACUUGACUCUUGGGACACAUGGAACCUGGAGGAAACUAACAGGAAAUCUGCUCUUCACAAGAUGUGUCAGGACUGGCUGGACAGGUGGAUGGCGUCCUUCAAGAUCCAUCUGGAGGAUACAAUUGAGAAAUUAAGGCGAGGUCAGAAUGUUCAUGGAAGGCUGGGGCAGAGGCAAGCAGCAGGAUCUCAAGCAAGCAGCACUAGGAAACGCUCUCCGGGAGAAGACAGUGUGGUGGAUACAUCUCCCAAACUGGAGCGAUCAACAGACAACAGGCCAGUGAGUCAGAACAAAAAGCCACCUCAUCAUGCUAUCACAGUCAACUUAGACAGUGUGACUGAUUCGUCAGUGCUGGAAAAUGCAACAUUUGUCGAGGCCAUUAACUAUUUCUGUGAGAUCACGUUUGAGAAGGAAAUGGAGAAAUUAAGACGAGGACCUAUUCCACCAAUCAGUGAAGAGAAAUCUGGACAGACAAAGAAUACUGUUUUGGUAUUGCCUAAAAUACAGCAUAAGACUGCUCUGGUACGUCUUGGAGAAACUCACACCAGUUGUUGCAGACCCAAGCGGGAAACCUCCUAUAAUACUGACUACAGACAGAUGCCUCCUGGGGCUAGUGUGACCCAGACACCUGAUUUCCCUCCCAGCAUCAACUUACCCAUGAAGAAGCUGUACCUAAACCCAUUCCCCAGUCCCCAGGACACAGUGGACUUGCGCUUCCAGGAGCCUGUCCUUAUCACUCUGAAAUCUUCACAGAAAUAUUUCAUACCAGAACAGUCGUAUUGCUCUCUCUCCAUGGCUCAUGUCAAUACCAUUCCUGCUGCAAGAUAGUUCACACUGGCAAUGUUUGUUGGAAAUGUUGUCAGUAGACUUACUUGUAAGUGUCCACAUAUACCUGGUUUGUGGUAGCCCGAGAUUGUAAAACAUUUAUUGGCAGUACCCUUAUAAAUACUGAUUCCAAGUAUGUAUAAUUAAAUAUGAUUUGCAAGUUUGUUAAAGUCUUAAAAGCUUCAUGUUACAUUAUGAGUUUUAACUGUGAUAGUUUUGCAAGAACCUGUGAUAUUGUUUUUCUUGCACUAUAUUUUCACAACUGUUAAACACACCAGUCUGUGUGUUUAUUUAUGAUUUCAAUAAGGUUUUUUCCUUGAAAUCUACUCUCAACAAUUUCAUUUUUAAAGUUUUCUAUAAAUUGACCAUAUUACAAAUGAAUUGAUGCAUGGAGUUUUAAAACACCACACAUCAUGUGUUAGUGAUAGUACAUUUUACACUUACACACAUAAAUUCAUAAAAUUGCAUGUAUUGGUCCUUGACUACUUUCUAUGUGGAAAGCAAAAACUGUGCUGGUUAAUGCUUAUGUACACUUAGAUAUAUUAUUUGAACAGAGAUCAGUGGUCAGUUUGAAAAUAAGUAUUAUAGUGAUGAAUGCAACUUCAAUUGGAGAUUAGGUAACUGCUGAUACUACACUAAAUGUUCAUGCGAUCAAGUCUUUAUUUGUCAACUUCAGCAUAUUUUAUUCACAAAUUAAUUUAUGAGUCAUGAAAACACUAUAAAAAGUGAAAGCACAAUAUUGUUUUGUGUUUAGUGUAUGAUUGAAAGUUUUUUUUAUACAUAUACAAUGUCAUGUGAUAGAAAAAUUAAGGUUUUCCUACGGCAUAAAACACCAAUCAUAUAAAUUAAGGUUUUCCUCUAGAAAUGUAAAUGGUUAAGUGCAAAAGCACAUACUUACAUGGGUCAUUUAACUCAAAUGAAAAAAAAUGUGCAUUCAUUUAAUAAAUUUAUUAUAAAACC
This is a messenger RNA of Liolophura sinensis, 5339 nucleotides long. RefSeq lists its product as uncharacterized. NCBI's taxonomy places the organism in Eukaryota, Metazoa, Mollusca, Polyplacophora, Chitonida, Chitonidae. The record is from RefSeq and is a predicted model, not a curated record. Gene Ontology annotation, molecular function: protein binding. The transcript has 29 exons. Bases 225 to 4382 code for a protein of 1385 amino acids.